AAAGAAGGCGGUGGUUUCGUUACGGCAGAGAUGAUACCUCCGCAAUACUUAGAGUCCCUAGCGAGCCAGGGCUUGGAAAGCGGUGGGCGGAACGAACUACUCCCAUCAUGCCGGGGGACAGCUCCGCGCGUCCCAUCCUGGGAAUCGUAGUCUCCCGCCCCUAGGGUCCAACGGCAACCUCGGUGUGUGAACUCUGUUACCCAGAAGGCCUUGCACGGCCACCGCCGAAAAUAGAAUGCCUCAGUUAAUCCUUUUCGCCGGCAAUUAGCGGAACCUGUUGGCGUGGCCCACAAGGCUCAGCGGGGCUUCACGAGCCUAGUUGCUAAGCAAGGGCGACUUUGGUCAACUGCCACCUGUGCCACGGCGACAGGAACUCUCAGAUUGGUCGCUAUCCCGAGGUCCCUGCCAUGCCUCACAUCGAUAACGACGUCAAACUGGACUUCAAGGAUGUCUUGUUGAGGCCCAAACGCAGUACCCUUAAGUCUCGAAGUGAGGUGGAUCUCACAAGAUCCUUUUCAUUUCGGAACUCAAAGCAGAUGUAUACCGGGAUCCCCAUCAUUGCUGCUAAUAUGGAUACUGUGGGCACCUUUGAGAUGGCCAAGGUUCUCUGUAAGGUUAUUGUUCACUUUGAAAAUAGAAGAUGCUGCUCCCAUCAGUAAUAUUACCUGCCUCUAUACUUGUAGCUGAAAAGGUAGAUAGUUAUUCUGGGGACUCAAGGAACAUAUGCAUUCUUCUGGUUAAUCUAUGUAGCCCUGAUUGAUGGAUUCUGCUGCUGCUUGUGGCUCUGUUAGCCUUAAGGACUUCAUCUCCCUUUCUCUAUUUUUGAUUGCUGUAAGUCUUUGUGGAAUGUCUGUUGUCACUUCUCUGAAGUUAAUAGUUAUACAGUUUUAGUACUUUUUUGCUGUUGUCAUUCACUAACUGCUUAGGAAUCUUCUUGUCCAUUGUCCGCCUGCUCUGCCCAGUAGAGUUGAGGAAUAGUGACUCUGACUUCAGCAUUAACAGACAUGCUAUAAUACAUGGACUUUGUGGGGACUGUUUUAAUGCUUUAUGUUGAGACUGGCUUUUCAGUACUGCUGAUGAGUGCUAAAGAAAUGAGGUUUUAGCGACAGAGCCAAGUUUCACAGUAAUCAUAAAGCUGGAUAUAAGCGUCUUUCUUCUAGAUCUCUAGCUCGGUACAUAAUUGGAUGUGCUCAUCAUGUCACACUAUAUCAGUAUACCUCCAAGGUCUACUGACCUUCUAGGGUGACUUUUCUUUAUGUAUCAGCAUGUGGAUAGCAGAGUGUUGCUGAGAAAGCGGAAUUCAAUACCAGCUUUAGCGAGGUAGUGUUGAUGAGUUAAGUAUAGCAAUAAUAUGUCCUUACUGCUGGCUGAUACAUGACUUCCUUGGAUUUCUUAACAGUUGCAAGAUUUGGGUUGUCUCUGUCAACUGCUCUCUUGUCUAUUUGCAUGUCUGGACUUUUAAAGCACAAGUACCAGUAUUCACAGCUGUCUUUGAAUGCCUUUCUCAAAACAUUGGGAUAUUGUUUACAAUUUGAUGACUUAGGGAAUACAAGUCUGAGGAGUUAAUUGUAUCCUUAAACUUGGUUGACCGAAAUAGAUGGAAUGAAAUAGACUUUUUAGGUUGGUCCAUGUCUCCAGAAAAUUUGUCCUUUACCCCAGUGGAGAUGGAGAAAGAAUGGGGUAGCACUUUACUGGCUCCAUUAAGGUCUGACCUCUUGUGAACAUUUAGACUCACUGAAUUAUUGGACCAGAAGAUACCAAAAACUAGGUUAAUUCAGUACUGGGUUACCAUAGGAGGAGGGGCUGAGUCUGUGCAGGCAGACACUGGCUCCGUCCACCCUCUUCAUGGUUAUGUUCUUGUCUGCUGCUUGUUCCACUGCAGCAACAGCUCGUCUCUGUCACCUUUUAAGUCAGAAGCCCCUGUAUCUUCUGACAGGUGAAAUCCAGUCCAGAUGACUUAGUACUUGGGUCAGGGUGUCGGACAAGCACCAGCUUAUGACAAAAUGCCCUACUGGUUAUUUAUAGGGAGAAUAAGGGCUAAACUAAACCCAGCUCAACCAGUGGCUUCUUCAAGUUGCUUUCCAAAGUUCAUUUUCUUCCUCAGAGAGAAUACUUACUAUAAAGGUCUAUGUCUAGAAAAAGAGUUGCUAGUUCUCUCCUUUUUGAUGACUCUUUUCCCCAGUUCUCCCUCUUCACAGCUGUCCAUAAACACUACAGCCUCGAGCAGUGGAAAGACUUUGCUAGCCAGAAUCCUGACUGUCUUCAGCAUUUGGCUGCCAGCUCAGGCAUGGGCUCUUCUGACUUUGAGCAACUGGAACAGAUCAUGGAAGCUGUUCCCCAGGUGAAAUAUAUAUGCCUGGACGUGGCAAAUGGCUACUCUGAGCACUUUGUGGAGUUUGUAAAGGAUGUACGGAAGCGCUUCCCCAAACACACUAUUAUGGCAGGGAAUGUGGUAACAGGAGAGAUGGUGGAAGAGCUGAUCCUCUCUGGGGCUGACAUCAUCAAAGUAGGAAUAGGACCAGGUUCCGUGUGCACCACUCGGAAGAAAACUGGAGUGGGGUAUCCACAGCUCAGUGCAGUGAUGGAGUGUGCAGAUGCUGCUCAUGGCCUCAAAGGCCACAUCAUUUCAGAUGGAGGCUGCAGCUGUCCAGGGGAUGUGGCCAAGGCUUUUGGGGCAGGAGCUGACUUUGUGAUGCUGGGUGGCAUGCUGGCUGGGCACAAUGAGUCAGGUGGUGAGCUCAUCGAGAGGGAUGGCAAGAAGUACAAGCUCUUCUAUGGGAUGAGUUCUGAAAUGGCCAUGAAGAAGUAUGCUGGGGGCGUGGCUGAAUACAGGGCCUCAGAGGGAAAGACAGUGGAGGUGCCCUUUAAAGGGGAUGUGGACCAUACCAUCCGAGACAUCCUUGGAGGCAUCCGUUCCACAUGUACCUACGUGGGAGCAGCUAAACUGAAGGAGUUGAGCCGGAGAACCACCUUUAUCCGAGUCACCCAGCAGGUGAAUCCAAUCUUCAGUAAUGACAGCUAGACCUGAGCAGCUGUGCCCUCUCAAAGCACUAGCAGCCUAGCACAGGGCCUCCCAAUGGGCUCCUCACACACGCCAGCUACUAUGGCUAUUUAUCACUCGGUUAUUUCCUGUUGCCUUACUCCUGAGGGCUUCUGCAAUAAAUCUGUACUCUGUACGCACAAAACGCCCAGGGUACUCACUGGGGAGGAAGCAAGGAAAGCAGGCUGAGAAAAUGAAGUAAGGUAAUCAAAUGCAAAUCUGGGGACGCAGCAUCUGGAAGAUUAUGGAAAGGAAAAGAUAAUGACUCCUGCCUAAGUGUUUAAUAUGGCCUUGGUCUGGACGAGUUACUCUCCUGAUAUCAUGUUUUGUUAAUGAACUUCAUUAAAUAGUAUCUUUGAACACCUAAAAAGCUCAGAAAUGUUGAUGUAUUUUAAGUAUCUCAAUAAAGAGAUCCCAAUGACUA
Molecule: messenger RNA, 3464 nt
Organism: Lynx canadensis (Canada lynx)
Lineage: Eukaryota; Metazoa; Chordata; Mammalia; Carnivora; Felidae
Gene: GMPR2
Product: guanosine monophosphate reductase 2
Exons: 10
Coding region: 2129-3022 (297 amino acids)
Biological process (GO): nucleotide metabolic process
Cellular component (GO): GMP reductase complex
Molecular function (GO): GMP reductase activity
Source: RefSeq, a predicted model, not a curated record